Parnassius apollo (apollo) is the source of this 1182-nucleotide messenger RNA. The record is from the annotation of a GenBank genome assembly. NCBI's taxonomy places the organism in Eukaryota, Metazoa, Arthropoda, Insecta, Lepidoptera, Papilionidae.
AUGUUCAGAGGAAAUACGGUUGUUCUUUUAAUGUGUUAUGUCGUGCUUGCCAAGACUCAGUACGAAGGUGAUGGUUGCCGAAAAAAUGGUGUAAGUGGCACCUGCGCGCUUCUAAAAAACUGCCAGUCAGCUAUUAAUGAUAUCAAGAAUAAACAACCGCCGCAGAUAUGCACCUUCCGAGGGAUGGACCCUAUCGUGUGCUGCAUUAAUUUUGCGCCACCCAAACCCCCGGGAACCACUUCCAGACCAUCUGUGCUCGCCACUUCUACGCAAAGGCCAAAGACUACGACGGAGUACGUGCCACCGGUAUAUGACAACAUGUUCGGCGACCCCAACAUGAAAUCUCAAGGAGGAUGUGAACCUAUUGCAUCAAAUUUAACUUCUCCCAGAACUGGACAGAAGGCGUGGGAUAAAUGCAUCGAGUACCAGGAGAAGUUGGUUUAUCCCUGCGUGAAAGGGAACUCCUUAGCUGAGUUCCCCCACAUGGCUCUGCUCGGGUUUGGCAGUGACGUGGAUGCACUCCAGUGGCAUUGCGGUGGCUCCAUCAUCAGCGAGCGGUUCAUUUUGACGGCCAGUCACUGCACCCAUACCCGAGACCUAGGUCCAGUUACGUACGCGCUGCUGGGCAUCCUGAGCAGGAUUGAACGCGUGGAUAGCUCACAGCGCUACAAGAUCAAGAGGAUCAUCAGGCAUCCCGACUACAAGCCGCCUAAGAAGUACAACGAUAUCGCUCUGCUGCAAACGGAGGUUGAUAUGACCUUGAAUGAGAAUAUAGUACCGGCGUGUCUGCACGUCGACACUACAGCUCCUGACGAGCGCGCUUUAGCGUCUGGAUGGGGGGCGAUACAGACCUGGGGAUCUGGCGCAGAUAGCCUACAGAAGGUGGUUCUGAAAAAAUUCUCGGACUCCGAGUGUGCGCAGUUGUUCCGGCCAGCCCGUCUCAUGGAGAACGGGUUCGACUCCAAGACUCAAAUCUGCUACGGGGAUAAGGCAAAGUCGAAGGAUAAUUGCCAGGGUGACAGUGGCGGUCCGCUGCAGCUGAAGAACAAGAAGAUCCACUGCAUGUACACUGUGGUGGGAGUGACUUCGUUUAGAAAGGCUUGCGAGUACAUCGGGGAGCCGGGGAUAUACACCAAGGUUUCGGCCUUCGUACCAUGGAUAGAGAGCGUUGUGUGGCCUUAG